This is a messenger RNA of Heterobasidion irregulare TC 32-1, 345 nucleotides long. RefSeq lists its product as uncharacterized. Bases 1 to 345 code for a protein of 114 amino acids. The record is from RefSeq and is a predicted model, not a curated record. The transcript has a single exon. Lineage: Eukaryota; Fungi; Basidiomycota; Agaricomycetes; Russulales; Bondarzewiaceae.
AUGGUGCCCGUAACGCACACGCGCAUCAUCGUCAUCGUCUCGCAUUCGCACUCCCAUUCUCAUACUUCGCCAAUCCGCUCUCGUCCACGCGCAUCUUCCGCCCUCGCUGAAUCCAUCUUCAUGCCGCACCCACGUCCACGCAUCGCCCCCGUCGCCGACCCGAUCACAGCAUCCAUCACCACCACCCCAUCUCGCGUCGCACGCUUCGCCUUCCCAUCCUCUGCUUGCAUACUUUCUCACCACAGCUUGCCGCGCAUCUCCAUCUCCAUCUCCAUCUCCAUUCUCAUCUUUGGUCCUUGUCUUGCAUCCAUUUUCGCGCUUCCUUUCUCUCGAGCCCCCCUCUAG